Molecule: messenger RNA, 771 nt
Organism: Strongylus vulgaris
Lineage: Eukaryota; Metazoa; Nematoda; Chromadorea; Rhabditida; Strongylidae
Source: the annotation of a GenBank genome assembly
AUGUUUCGUAACGAUGUUGAAACGACGCCAUUUUUACCAUUACCGUACUCUCUACUGGCCAUAUCGGUCUUCAUUAUUCAACAACUACGAGAACUCUUUAUUGCUACAGAAAAAGCGCUCAUCUUGGUCGGCCACAUUGGCUCUGAAUCGAUUUCAGCUGUUGCUAGUGGUAAAAGAAAUUGUUUUGAGAAACGUACACUACAUAACAAGCAUAAGUCGCUUUCUGAUCUAAAUACUACCCAGUAUGUAAAUCACAUCGGGUCUCGUUCCACGGACAGUAUGACCACGUAUAGAACGCAAAAGGAUCUCCCAUAUUCACAGAUUCCAAUUGCUUUAGAUAACAACCAAAACUACAAGCGCUAUGAGCCAGAAACAACAGUGAUCCCGAACUUCUACAGUAUUCGUGAAGAUAUCAAACGUGAGUUAAGGUUGAACAAACAGGAUUUCGUCAACAACAACUUGGUGAGUCCCGAAGGUCCACCGGCACGAACACCCCUAAGUCCAACGCAUACAAGAGCUUUGAAUGGAGUAACUGCUGCUCAGCGAGUUAUCAAUAGCAAGAACGCUGCUAAGAGUGCGGAGGAAAAACCAUCCAAAGCUGUAAGCAUCGAUAUUAAUUCAGCUAGGCGCCGAACUGUCAUCCAAGCAUCGACUUCAGAGCUGCUGAGAGGCCUCGGCGAGUUUAUUGCACAGAACAGCGAUGUUGCAGCGUUCGAACCCGCACAUUUAGUGAUGUGGCUACGAACAGUAGACAGAGCCCUUCUCCUUCAG